Molecule: messenger RNA, 1692 nt
Organism: Xenopus laevis (African clawed frog)
Lineage: Eukaryota; Metazoa; Chordata; Amphibia; Anura; Pipidae
Gene: slc52a1.L
Product: solute carrier family 52 (riboflavin transporter), member 1 L homeolog
Biological process (GO): riboflavin transport
Cellular component (GO): plasma membrane
Molecular function (GO): riboflavin transmembrane transporter activity
Source: RefSeq, marked provisional
GCCGGAAGUGCCUGUAGCACGUGUAUUGGGAGCUCUCUCGUUACCUGCGUGGUCUCUGCUCAAUCGCUGGACUCCGCCCUCUCCCCCAGAUUCCUCACUGCGUAUAGUGAUGUCAUCAACCGACUCCCGUGACACCCGCAGCCCCGCAGAGACACCCACACUCCUCUGUUAGACGUUCUUGGGAGGUAAUUAGUGUUGCUGAUCUGGAUCCCACCCUGACGGACCCUCAGCCCGAGCUUUGUGCCCCCCUCCUCCCUAAACCGCAUCAUAAAUACCACAGGCCCCUCAAGAUGGCGCUGAAUCCCCGUGACUUGCUCAUGCACCUGCUUGUGGCCCUAUUUGGGAUGGGCUCCUGGGUGUCCGUGAAUUCCCUGUGGGUGGAGCUGCCUGUUGUGGUGAAAGAACUUCCUGAAGGUUGGAAUCUCCCCGCAUUCCUGACUGUAAUUAUCGCACUGGGUAACGUGGGGCCCCUGGCAGUCACCUUGAGCCACCGUUUCUGCCCCCCCGGGCGGGUGUCGGAGCCCUGGCUCAUACGCUCUGUGCAGGGGCUCAGCCUGGUCUCUGCGGGGUUCCUGGCGGGGUUCUGGGACCGGCGGGUGCUGGUGGCGGGAGAGGAGCGCAGUGUACCCUAUCUAGUUUUGGGGUACUUACUGGCUCUGGGCUGCUGUACCUCCAACGUCACCUUCCUGCCCUUCAUGUACAGUUUCCCCCAGCAGUUUGUGCGCAGCUUCUUCAUUGGGCAGGGUCUUAGUGCCCUCUUGCCUUGUGUCUUGGCUCUGGCGCAGGGGGUGGGGCGCUUGGAGUGCCACAAUAAUACGUGGGGGAAUCACAGUGAACCCCACUACCUGCAGGAGAACUUCCCUGUCUCCUCAUACUUCUGGGGUCUCUUCUGCUUCCUCGGGGUCUCUGCUCUGGCUUUUUUUCUGCUGCUCAUCCUACGCGAGCGCAAUAAGGAGGAGGAGCAAGGGGAGGGGCCAUCGCAGCAGAGAGAUGGGGGUUCUGAGGAUUCCUACCCCCUGAAAUCUCCAGAGCAGGAACAGCCCCAAGAGCCCCCUAAUGGCAAUAAUGGGGAGCAGAGUUUUUGGACAGCACGGAAUGUGUAUUUACUUGUGCUCUUGGGCCUGUCUAACGCACUGACCAAUGGGAUCCUGCCCUCAGUACAGACCUAUAGUUGCCUCCCCUAUGGGCCCGACGCCUACCACCUGUCAGUCAUCCUCAGCAACAUCGCCAAUCCUGCCGCCUGCUUCAUCGCUAUGUGUCUCCUGUGCAGGUCAUCAGUGAUUCUUGGGGUGAUUAUGGCAGUUGGAAUGAUAUUCGGGGGGUACCUUAUGGUCUUGGCUGCCCUCAGUCCGUGUCCCCCGCUAGUGGGGAGCUUGGCCGGGGUUGUGCUAGUGAUAUUGUCCUGGACGCUGUUCCUGGGCCUCUUGUCGUAUCUAAAGGUGGUUAUUGGGAGCCUGUUGCAUGAAGCUGGGCACAGCGCCCUCCUGUGGUGUGGAGCAGUCAUACAGAUUGGGUCUCUGGUGGGGGCUCUGGUCAUGUUCCCCAUGGUCAGUAUCUACCACCUCUUCCAGAGCGGCCGAGACUGUCAGGACAACUGCCCUCUUUAACUAAAGUGCACUUACAUUCCCCAAAUUGAAUAUGUCUGUGGAUUUUGUAGUAAACAAUGCAAAUAAAAACUUUUUGGUACUUUGA